Molecule: messenger RNA, 1075 nt
Organism: Rosa rugosa (rugosa rose)
Lineage: Eukaryota; Viridiplantae; Streptophyta; Magnoliopsida; Rosales; Rosaceae
Product: disease resistance protein RPV1-like
Exons: 2
Coding region: 104-1075 (323 amino acids)
Biological process (GO): signal transduction
Source: RefSeq, a predicted model, not a curated record
UGUAUCUUUCAACACUAGUAGGAACUUGGAACUAAAUUCCCACUCAACUGAGAAACCACGGAAAUUUUGAGAUUUCCCCGAGCAGAGUUUUGUUGGUUCAUCCAUGGCUCUGUUCCCAGUUCACAAGGCCUCCCUUUCUAAAUAUACAACCUCUCCUUAUCCCUUUAACUAUCACGUGUUCUUGAGCUUCAGAGGUGAAGACACCCGAAAGAACUUCACUGAUCACCUCCACGCGUCCCUUGUCAACGCCGGAUUUCGAACUUUCCGGGAUGGCGGACUCGAGAAAGGGAAAAAUAUCAAGGAAGAGCCUGAGAAUGCCAUUCGACAGUCACAAAGUUCUGUGAUUGUGUUUUCGAAAGACUACACCUCUUCCAAAUGGUGCCUCGACGAGCUUGACAUGAUCCUUGAACGCAAGAGGACCUCCAAUCAUUUCGUUUUACCAGUCUUCUACGACGUUGAUCCAUCCCAUCUGAGGAAGCAGACUGGAAGUGUUGCAAAAGCAUUUACUGAACACCAGAAAACUCAAUCGUUUAGUAAAGUGAGAAGAUGGAGGACAGCACUUAGAGAAGUUGCAGAUCUAGCAGGAAUGAAUUUACAAAAUGAAGCUGACGGGCACGAGUCAAAGUUUAUCCAAAAUAUUGUUAGAGUGAUUCAAGACAAACUAGGUCGUGUGCCCCUAAGCGAUGUCCAGAAGGAAUUAGAGGAUAAGUUGUUAUCUGUUAACCCUGUUCUUGAUGACGCCGAGGGGAAGCAACUGAAAUUCCAAACGACUGUGAAGCCAUGGCUCCAUAAGCUUAAAGAGGCUGUCUAUGAGGCUGAGGACCUGUUGCAGGAGAUCAAAACAGAAGCGUUGAGGCAAAAGAUAGAACACGAAUAUGGCAGUAGCACGAGAAAGGUACAAGAGCUCAUCUCUACUCCAUCUCAUGCUUUUGACUCAACUUUAAUAUACUCCAGGGUAGAGGAAGUUCUUGAAAGACUAGAAAACAUUUCGAAGCAGACAAAAGAUGUCCUGGAUUCGGAAGUAACCGCCAUGGACACAGAUUAUCACAAACACUACCGUCAACUUCUUUGGUAG